Messenger RNA from Pongo pygmaeus (Bornean orangutan), 529 nucleotides. RefSeq names its product interferon alpha inducible protein 27 like 1 (gene IFI27L1). The transcript is spliced from 5 exons. Gene Ontology annotation, biological process: intrinsic apoptotic signaling pathway; release of cytochrome c from mitochondria. Gene Ontology annotation, cellular component: mitochondrial membrane. The record is from RefSeq and is a predicted model, not a curated record. NCBI's taxonomy places the organism in Eukaryota, Metazoa, Chordata, Mammalia, Primates, Hominidae. The coding region runs from base 74 to 388 and encodes 104 amino acids.
UUGUCAGCUCCCGCAGAGUAACGUGGAAGUCCAAGAAUCUGAGUGGAGACUCACCGAGGCGAAGGGGCCAACCAUGGGAAAGGAGAGUGGAUGGGGCUCAGGCAGGGCUGCUGUAGCAGCUGUGGUCGGAGGAGUUGUGGCUGUGGGGACUGUGCCCGUGGCGCUCGGUGCCAUGGGCUUCACCUCAGUAGGAAUCGCCGCGUCCUCCUUAGCAGCCAAGAUGAUGUCUACAGCGGCCAUUGCCAACGGGGGCGGAGUUGCCGCGGGCAGUCUGGUGGCUAUUCUGCAGUCAGUGGGGGCAGCUGGACUCUCUGUGACAUCCAAAGUUAUCCUGGGCUUUGCUGGGACAGCUCUUGGGGCCUGGCUGGGUUCACCCCCUUCCAGCUGAACACCACACUGAGGCAGGGAGGUGGCUCUCUUGGUGGAGAUGACUUUCCUGGGCCUCUGGAUGACAGUCUUCCAAAGGACAAGUCCCCUACUCCCAAAAUUAUUUAAGGAAACAUGAAAAAUAAAGAUGCUGGUGAUCUUC